This is a messenger RNA of Xenopus laevis (African clawed frog), 7085 nucleotides long. RefSeq names its product RNA binding motif protein 20 L homeolog (gene rbm20.L). Gene Ontology annotation, molecular function: nucleic acid binding; zinc ion binding; RNA binding. The coding region runs from base 698 to 3589 and encodes 963 amino acids. The transcript has 14 exons. NCBI's taxonomy places the organism in Eukaryota, Metazoa, Chordata, Amphibia, Anura, Pipidae. Gene Ontology annotation, cellular component: nucleus. The record is from RefSeq and is a predicted model, not a curated record.
AAGUCCGAGCCUGUGUUUGUAUUUAGCAAAUGGUUGUGCAUUGAGAAGGAUUUAAAAAUAGAAAAAGACAACAUGGAAAGGGGUGAAUGCUGCUGCAGCUUCUCUGCUGGCUGUGAAUUUAACACAUCCAAUUAUAACGAGAGAGAGAGAGCGCUAUGCAUGCCAUUGAGACCCCCCCUUGGGUGGAAGGCUGGGGAGUGGGACUGUCAGUAGCUGAAGGGACAGGAGACAGGGAGCAUAUGGCACAAACAUCAAGUCAUAUUGUGUGGAACGUUAACGAUGGAGAAGAGCAUGUGACCUUCCCUCCAGUGCCUCCAUGCCUGUUCAUUAAAAGUUCUGCGGCUCCGCUGGAGAGAUGAUUGUAAAUAGCCUGGACAAUGGCAACGGGCCUGAGUGGAGACACUUGCCAUGAAUUCACUACCAAUGAGUUUGCCAGGGAGGCCAGACACACACAACUGGGCUUGCCCCUUACUUUGGACUGAGUUCUGCCCCGUUUUUGGAUAACAAUGCCUUAUCUGUCAGCACCCAAUUAGGAGGUGGAACGGCAAACCCACUGCUGCCUUCUCCUGCCAGUCUUCAGCUCGCCCAGCUCCAGGCUCAGCUCACUCUGCAGAGGAUAAAAUUGGCACACACUGCGGUGACAAGUAACUCGGCUGCUGCCGCUACGGUCCUCAACCAGGUCCUUUCUAAAGUGGCCAUGUCCCAGCCUUUUUUUAACCCUUUAAGAAAUGCAGCAAUGAUUGGAGCACAUAGUCACGCUGGGAUGAACCCUCUAGGGUCUGCCUUGUCUAACGCUAGGCUUCCUCCAAGUGGAUUACCAUUUUCUACCCACAAUUCUCCUCUGGCCCCAAAUCAUGCUCACAAUGUAAACUCCAUGCAAGCUUUUGGAAAGGGUGGUAAUAAGCCUGUGGGUUUUUUCCCAGGGUCCCAGGCCUUUGCUUCAGAUACAGACCCUUCUGGUUACCAUGGCUUAAUGCUGGGAAGCUCAGUUACCGGAGCAGCUUCUGAUGGUCACUAUGGUCCCAAGCAUGAUCAUCUACCUGGGUUUAAAAAAGACUUUUAUGAUUCCCAUGGUCAGUAUCGCCCCCAGAAAGGCCCAAACAACCAGUGGGAAUCACCUCGCAUGUGGCAGUCUCCCAGCUCACAUUAUGAGGGCAGAAAUGAGCUGUACAAUCCAGAGGAACCAACUCCAGACACCAAAUUCAGUCCUUCCAGUUCUCCAACGUUUGUCAGACACAACAAUGGAAAGAUCCCAAACUCCACUAUGAAAAACCUUCAGCCUCAUGAACUCAAUGACUUUCAUGGCAUUACACCUCAACACCUUCCACAUAUCUGCACUAUGUGUGAUAAAAAGGUCUUCAAUCUGAAGGACUGGGAGCUACAUAUAAAAGGCAGGAUGCACAUUCAGAAUAUGAUGAGCUUCUCUGAAACAAUGGGUCUGCACCCUGUGUCAGCUGAUGGGCCUGUGAGCAGUGAGUUUGAUCCUGUUAGUAAUGAAGCUGUUUCUUAUCUUCAGCCUGGACUUGCUUUCUCUGCAUCUACAGUGGGGGCCAAGAACAAAUCCGCCAUUGGCCGUGUUGUGCAUAUUUGUAACAUCCCUGAAGGAAGCUGCAAUGAGAAUGAUGUUAUCAACCUGGGACUGCCUUUUGGAAAAGUCACCAACUACAUCCUUAUGAAGUCAACCAAUCAGGCAUUUCUGGAAAUGGCAUAUACAGAGGCAGCAGAAGCCAUGGUACAGUUCUACCAGGAGAAACCUGCAAUGAUAAAUGAUGAGAAACUUCUUAUCCGCAUGUCAAAGCGCUACAAGGAACUGCAGCUCAAGAAACCAGGGAAAAAUGUUGAUGCUGUUAUCUACGACAUCCAUUCACAGAGGGAAAGAGACAUGUUUCGAGACACAGACAGGUAUCGAAAUGAAAGGGAAAGAUCUCGAAGCCCAGUAAGUCGCUCUUUGUCCCCAAGGUCCCACACCCCAAGUUUCACUUCAUGCAGUUCCACCCACAGCCCAUUAAGUGCAUCAAGAGCAGAAUGGGCAAAUGGCAGGGAGGCUUGGGACCAAUCAGCUUAUGGGAGACGAGAAGAAGAGCGAGAGCAGGGUACAUGGAGAGACAGCGGCGAGGAGAAGAAAGACAGGACAGAUCACUGGGUGCACGAUCGCAAACAUUACUCCUGGCAGCUUGACAAGCAAGAGUUGGACGAUCGUAUGGAUGGACCUAGAGGCCACAGGGAGAAAUAUGGAAACUCUCACUCAUCAUCCAGAUAUAAAAGCAGAGAUGGGGAAUAUUAUAGAAAGGAGGCAAAGACAAAGAUAGAGGGAAUGCUCCAAGAUACAGCAGAGAAAUCCAAGAGAAAGGACGAGUCUAGAACUCGAGAGGCCAGGGUGAGCAGCGACGACACAAGCAAGAAAGAGAUACGUGAAACAUCACCAAGUCGAGAGGCUGAAGGCAGCAAAGAGAAGGAGGCAAAUAAAAAACAAACAGACAGCCCUAACAAGCAGCCAGAGGAGGAAAGUGCAGCCAAAGAAAAUGCAUUCAAAGAAAAGGAUGAACAAAAAGAUGAAACAAUGGACCAUAAUUCUGUAUCACCCAAACAUGCGGAGACGUCAGAGGAACCACAAGCUCCUAUUAAACAAAAGGAGGAUGAGUGGGAAAGCGGGAGUGAGGUGGAAGGUGAACCUUGGUACCCAACGAACAUGGAGGAGCUUGUGACUGUAGACGAAGUUGGUGAAGAAGAUUUAAUCAUAGAACCAGAUAUCACAGAACUGGAAGAAAUUGUUCCUGUGCUCCCUAAGGACAAUGGCAGCUGCAUUCAGAUGUGCUCUCAUGGCAUCUGCUCUAUAGAUUUGGAAUGCAGUAGCCGGUUAACUAACAGUGCUUGUUCAUCUCCUCAUGAAGCCUCUAUAGCCAUGAGCUGUACCUCAAUAAGAGAAAGUGCCAGUCCUGAAAGUAGCUGCUGUGGGCCAAAUAUUCCGGAUGUAAGCCUUCAUUCUGAACAGAAAUCUGAGGAACUGGAGCAACAUGAAGCAGCAACAAGUCUUCAUGAGAAAGAAAGCCUAGCAGAGAGCUCUAGUAGUCCAAAUAAUUCAACAAACGUCCAAAGCUCUACCUAUAAGGAAGACAACAAUCUGGUUAAUUGCAUGGACUUGUGUAAGAGGAAGGACGUUAGAGACGAUGCGAAUGAGAAAAUGAGGGAUAUUCACACCCAAGAAGAAAGCUGUGAAAAGAGAGAGAGAGUUUCUGGUCAUUCUGUAUCAUCUGAAGUAAAAUCUGCUAAAAUACAAGAAAGUGAAUCGAAGGAGAGACAGUCGUCGCCUUCAUGGGAACAAGAAGAUGUGUUCAGCGAGCUCAGUAUCCCUCUAGGAGUGGAAUUUGUGGUGCCGAGAACUGGCUUUUUCUGCAAACUCUGCGGCAUCUUCUACACCAGCGAGGAAACUGCAAAGACAUCACAUUGUCGCAGUCGUGUGCACUACAGAAACCUACAGAAUUACUUGUCCAGACUGGCUGAAGGGUGCUCAGGAAAAAAUGAGACAGAGAAUAUGAUUUAUCAAGAAGAUGUUGGACUUGUCCCACAGUUUGAGAAGAACAGACCUUAAAGGAGAAACAUUAACAAGAUACAUGGACAAUAGUUGACCUAUCAGUUGCAGACAUAGUUUUAAAGAAGGAAAAGAGUUUUGCCAGAUGACAGAAGACAAGAUGUCUCUAACUGAGCCAGAUGGGGAGUGUACAGAGCUGCUUGUGUUAUGGAGGUACAAACAGAGUGUUACCCCAGUCUAAUAGGUACAUGCCCAGUGCAUGGCCUAAAGCACCAAUACAUUUUUAUAACUUCAUAAUAUACAAAAAUUCUUAAUUAUAAAAUGAAUCUUGCAGUUAUAGGUGCAAGUUGUAUUGCCCUAUUGAAUUGCCUGCUUAAGGCUUGGGGCUGCUCAAAGCCUCUGUACUAUAACAGCUCAGCUCAUUGGAAUGUUCUCCCCAUUUAUUAACCAUCAGAAUAUUUUGUUUCUUAAAUGGCUGUAGAACCAAGCAAUACACUUCUAUCUGGAUUUUAUCAGAAAACAGAGAGUAACAGUAGGCAACAUUUGGGAAGAUGAUAAUGAGUAGAGAGAAGAUACAUUAAGGAUACACGAUUCUGUGAAUAAUUUUGUGGAACACAUGUAUUUAUUUCAACAUAUGCUAUGAAUGCCAUGACUCCCUUUGCCAUUUGUGCCUGACACAUAAUGUAAGAUAGACUUUCCUUUGUAUCUGUCUCUCCCCGUAAUUUGAUGCAAGUCAAGUUUCCCAGUGAAUGGGUAUUUGCUGUCACUUCCACUUGUAGCUGAAGAUAUAGGAGUAUUACAAUCUAAGGAUAUAAGUGCCCCCUAUAUCUAGCAAUAGAGAUGCUCUCCCAUAAUGUAGUGUUGUAUCUGCAGCCUCUCUGUGCCUUCAACAUAAACUUUCACAACUGCUGCCUUAAACAGGGACUACUAUAUAUGUAACGAGAUGGGCAGCUUGUGGCUGCUCCCAUGUGUAGUUGAGAUACAACUCCCCAGUGUCCAGAUACUGUUGUUGAGUAUGGGUAAUUGCAGUUGAACAACACCUGGCGAGUCACAAGGGGUCCACUCCUUGUUUCUAAACUAUGAAUUCUCAGGGAUAUUUUUGAAUACACUGUAACUAAUCAGGGUCAGUGGUAUAAUAACUAGUGCGUGGAAGUGCACUGAAAGUGAUGUAAAGUUAGUUGCAGAUGUUAUAGCUGACAUAUUAGGUAUAUAUGGAAUUGCUAGUGUUUGUAUCACUGAGUGAUUAUAUAUAGAGAGAUAUUUAUCAAGACGGCUAAAUAUUAUAGUCCCACACCCACUACGAGAAAAGAAGUCUGUAAAAUGACUGCAUACAAAGACACUUACAAUACCAAAGGUAAAUCUAAGCUGUGGGCAGAGAAAAAUGGGGGUAAUAAGCAGCCUGUGGAAAUACGUGAUAAAUCCCAGGGCAGAACCAUAUAACCCACAGAUAAAAAAAGUCUUUUGUAUAAGUAAAAUAUAGUAUAUACGUUUGUUCUGCACACACAGGGGUAAGGCUUUACAUUUGUGUGUGUUUAAUUAUUUGUGUGUUUUAUUAUUUCUUCAUACGACUUAAAACUGUUAAUAGGGAAGCUCACCUUAAAAUCAGCAAUUACAUACUCAGACAAUCUGCAAUUGUUUUUUUUAAUUUUUUUUGGGACUUAUUAUCUGGAAUUCUCUCGACCCGGAGUUUCUAAAUAAGCAGUCUCUACCCCAUACCUUAAGGCUACUGAUAACUGUCAUAAAUUAAUUAACAUCAAGUGCAAAGUGCAGUCUUUAAUACAAAGAAAAAGUAAAUUGGUCAGAAAACCUGUUUAUUUAAAUCAGAAACAACUAAAACUGGCAUUGCCAUAUUUCAGAGCUCUCUGAACCACUGGUUUACAGAUAAUGGCUCGCUUGCCCUUAUUUAAAUUGGCAUGCAGUUGCCAGGAUAAGCUAGGGAGCAACCAGGCAGUGAUGUGAAUAACAGGGCUUGAUAAAAAAAAUAGCUUUGAUUUUACUUCUAGGGAUCACUGAUUCCUAAAACCAGAUUGCAUUUUAAAAUUGCUAGUCAAAGAGAGACGAACAGAAAGGCAAAUUAUUCAUAAAAGAAGAAGAAAAAUUGGGAGCUUCCAUCUACAACAACCUAAAAAAUGAAUUCCCCUUUAAGUAUGAAUAAUUAUUUGUGAUGUGCUUGCUUUAUAGCUCACUCCCUUUACAGCUAUAAAUGAGUGACCUGGUCCUGUUUGCACUGUCCAUGUUUGCAAAUUGCCUGUUGCAGAAAAUCUCAGGUACACUUUAAAGAGGUCCACUUUAUCUAAAAUUUCCCAGUUCAGAUAGAACUUUACAAGAUUUAAAGUAUUGCUCUAAAGCGUUCUACAAGCUCUACAGUACAAGGCGCAGUGUAAUCUAGAAAUCAUGUGUAUCCAUACUAUUCAAGCAGACAGAAGUCUCUUAACUUCUGGUGAGAAUUUGCACAGUACUGUGGGAAACACAGCAAGACAUGCACAUUGCCUGCCCCUGAACUGUACUACAUACACUGUGUUAUCUGGCUGCAAUACAUCUUACUGUAAUGAGGAAUACAUUAAGCCAUUAAAUGGGUAGUUCAUCUUUAAAUUAACUUUAAGUAUGUUACAGAAUGGCCUGUUCUUAUCAGCUUUUCUAUUGGUCUUCAUUUUUUAUUAUUUAUAGUUGUUGAAUUAUUUGGCUUACACUUCUGUCUUUAUUCAGUUCUCUGAUGGGGGGUCACUGACAUGGGCAGCUAAAAUACCUGCUCUGUGUGGCUUCAAUUUUGUUGUCACUUGUAAAUAAUUCUGAAACCAAAUUGUCUAAUAAUAAAUAACAAAACACUAAUAGAAAAGCAACGUAUUAGAUUUGGAAGUUGCACAUUUGAAUGAUAAACUGAUCACCUAGUAUAUAUUUAGAAAAGGGCAAUAAUUACACAAUAAGAGAUAACAAAACAUAUUUAAAAGUUCAUUUUAUUUCCAGCAAAAUAUGACAUCUUCCCAUGCGCCCUAUAGGCACAAACCCCAACAUUAUCAGAGGGGCAGUCACUAAAUAAUUAUAGGGUUAUGUAGGAGAAAGGGAUAAUGUUUGGCCAAUAUAUAUUACAAUGCCAUUGCAAUUAUUAAAAGAACUUGAUCUGAUUUGUUGCCGUUAAUUAUAAGGCUAGGGCAAGUUUUCCCUGUGUUUUUGCAAAACCCUUUUUGUUUGUAAAGCUGCAUAAUCCAUCCAUCGAGUUUGAGAACUGAAGAGAACUAAAUAACUGUACCACUGGCUGGAACACAUUGUCACCCAAUAACUUCUUUGUGAAUCCAAUGGUCUACGUACAUUAAUGUAACAUGAAAACUUCAUUGGAUCUGAUUAGACAGUGAGCAUAGCUCCAUCCUCCUGGUUAUAAGUGUGACAGUUUCUGCAAUCAUAUAGUAUUUGCCUUCGACACACUACGCACAAUGCCUAAAACAUUUAUUGAGUCAAAUAAACUGUAGCUUAUACACUUAGGGGCCAAUUCAUUAACUUCGGGUGAAGGAAUAGAAUAAAAAAAACAUCGAAUUUCGAAGUGUUUUUUUGGCUACUUCAA